Molecule: messenger RNA, 6872 nt
Organism: Zonotrichia albicollis (white-throated sparrow)
Lineage: Eukaryota; Metazoa; Chordata; Aves; Passeriformes; Passerellidae
Source: RefSeq, a predicted model, not a curated record
AUGAGCAGCCAUCAGACAGUAAAAAUCUUCAAGAAAUCUUCUAUCCCAGGAGUUGUUGUCACUCAGUUUGUGAAUGAUGUUCCAGAAGGAUGCAGUACACCUGAUUUUGAGAAGAAACCACUCACUCUGACUCUGCAGGAAGGGAAAGAUGCCAUUUUCAGAGCUGUGGUCAAAGGUGUCCCAGCUCCUGAGGUGAAAUGGUCACGUACACAGAAAGGAAUGGAUGAUCCCGCCAAAUAUCAAAUGUCCUUCAAUAGUGCUACAAAUGAAUUCAUUCUGCAGAUCAAGAGCCUGGCCCCGGGUGACAGUGACUUGUAUCGCUGCUGUGCUGUCAAUGCCUACGGAGAGGCCUCGUGCUCUGCUGGCCUCAGGAUCCUCCAAGUUGGCUUUAAGAGGAAGGCAAAAUAUGUUCCUGUUCAUGCUGCUGAUGAGCUCAAGAAGACACUCCAGGACUCCAGGAAGAUGCUGAGGAAGAGGGCUGCAGCACCAAAACCAAAGCCCCUGGACAAAGAAGCUGUGUGGCAGCUGCUGCUGAAUGCAGAUAGGAGAGAUUAUGAGAAAAUCUGUAUAAAAUAUGGAAUUGCUGACUUCCGUGGGAUGCUGAGGAAGCUGCAGGAGAUGAGGAAAGAAACGGAGAGUGAACAAGACAAGUUAGUUCACAGUCUCAAAAACUUUGAACACAUCAGAGUCAACAAGGAGGGAAAUGCUACCUUCAGCCUGGAGAUGGAGCUGAAAAACAGCAACAGCAACGUUUACCUGCUCAAGGACGGCGAGCGGCUGCGCUACGGCACCGGGGACGAGUACAGGAAGCACGGCCUGCGGCGGGUGGGCAGGCGCUACUGCUUCACCAUCAACGACGUGCAGCCCGAGGACGCGGGCGUCUACCAGGUCAGGGUGGAGGACGUCCCUGUCUUCUCAACAGAACUGGAUGCUCAAGCCAUCCCGGCGCGGUUCCGGCAGCCGCUCUCCGACGUGCGCUGUGCCGAGGCCGGCGACGCCGAGUUCCAGUGUGUGCUGUGCACGCCCUGCCACCAGCCCCUGUGGCUGCACAAAAGCCGCCCCCUCCAGGCCAGCGACAAGCACCAGAUAUCUGUGACACCCGAUGGCCUGAGCCACAAGCUGACCGUGAGGAACGUGGGGCCCUCGGACAGUGGCCUGUACACGCUCGACGCGGGACAGGGCUCCUCCAGCGCCUGGCUCCUCGUGGAGUAUGCCAAAGGAAAGAGGAGUCAGGAUGAAGAAGAAAAGAUUGUAAGGGAGACAUCUGAGUGGCUGAAAGAAACAAUGGCAGACAACGAAAGGGCGAGGAAGCUUCGGCGCCAGGAGCAAGCUGCUGCUGAAGAGCGUGCUUCCUUCUCCACAUCCUCUGCUGGGGAGAAAAGUGGCUGGCGCAGAACAGAUCAAGGCAGCAGUCAAGGCAGGGGCCAAGCACACUCCCUUGAUUCUGGAGAUGGAAGCCAAAUUUUUUUGGGAAAAGAAGGGCUACGCAAAACCCACAUGAAUGGAGAGAUGGGGUCUGGGCAGUUUUCUGGAGCAGGUCUAGAUGGAGACUCAGCAGCCAAUGAUGGCAGCAUCUUUGGACUGAAAGGGGGCAGAAGUGGGUUAAGGGCUGUCCAUGGCAUGGACUCUGUGUCAGGCACUGCAGGUCCUGGUGGUGCAGGAGGACGGGCAGGUGAACGGAAUUCUGUAGAUGGCAGAGGUGAAGGUUUGCUGAGUGCUGUUGACAUUGACAUGGGUGAUGGAGAAGGUUUGGGCUCUCAGCGUGACAAGGAUGGGAAUUUAGGUGAUGCCAGUUACAGAGCUGGUUUUGGGGGUGCUGGGAGGUUGGGUGGUGGAAGUUCUGUGCCAGAUGGGCUUGAUCCUGAUUCAGCUGGAGUGGGAGCCAGUGUGGGUGAUCUGUUCAGCAGGACUGGUCCAGGAACUGGAGCUGGGGGGAAUGCUGCAAGUGCUGGAAUGGCAGGAGGAAUGAGGUUCCACCAUGGCAAGGAUGGGCAUGCCACUGUGGGUGAUAUGAAUGGAGCAGGUAUAAACAGAGAGGGACAAACAGGGACUCCCUAUGGCAAGGAUGGUCUGACACCUCAUGCCAGUGGUCAGUUAGGGCAGACAGGAAGAUCUGGCUCAUUGUAUGGGCCAGGAGGCCUUCCAGGUGGAGAUGGAGCUACACCUGGUAGAGGUGGCAAUUCCACAGGAGAAAUGGAGGUUUUGUAUGGUCCAGAUGGCCAGGCACUGGGAGCAGGUGCUGGUGGAGUUGGUGCAGGGGGAUUUGGGUCUCCCUAUGGAAAGGAUGGUCUCCCAGCUGGCUCUGGUUUUGGGGGUGUUGGUGCAGGGGGACUUGGAGCUCCCUAUGGGAAAGAUGGUCUUCCAAUUGGAGCAGGUGCUGGUGGGGCUGGUAGUGCAGGGGAACUUGGAUCUCUCUAUGGGAAGGAUGGUCUCCCAGCUGGGGCUGGUGGUGCUGGUGCAGGAGGUUUUGGAGAGGCUUUGUAUGGCCCAGAUGGUCGGCCACUUGGGGCAGGUGUUGGUGCUGGUGCUGGUGCAGGGGGAUUUGGAGCUCCCUAUGGAAAGGAUGGUCUCCCAGCUGGAGCAGGUACUGGUGGUACAGGAGGAUUUGGGGAGGCUUUGUAUGAUGGUCGGCCACUUGGAGCAGGUGUUGUUGCUGGUGGUGGUGCAGGGAGAUUUGGAUCUCCCUAUGGGAAGGAUGGUCUCCCAGCUGGAGCUGGUGGAACUGGUGUAGGAGGACUUGGAGAGGCUUUGUAUGGCCCAGAUGGUCGGCCACUUGGAGCAGGUGUUGGUGCUGGUGCUGGUGCAGGGGGAUUUGGAUCUCCCUAUGGGAAGGAUGGUCUCCCAGUUGGAGCUGCGAUGGGAUUGGGCCGUGGCACGGAUGCCACACUGAGCAGAGCUCCGGGAUAUGCAGGUGGAGCAGGAGGAGAGGGCUUUCCCAGGGAAGGCUCUGCCCUGUGGGGUGCAGGGUCUCCCUAUGGUGAGGACAGAGGCUCAGGUGUAGCCACAGCUGGUGCAGGUGGAGCUGGGAGGCUUGGACAGGAUGGAUGGGAUUCAGUUGGUGGUAAAGGAGGUGUGGGAGCUGCUGGUGGCCCAGGAGGUGAAUAUGGGCUGGAUGCACAUCUUGGCAGAUCUUUGAGAGGUGAAACUGGAAAGGGCACUGCCAGUGAUGUCAGAGGGCCAGGGAACAAAGGUUCAGCUGGUGACAGAGGGUCCCUGUCAGGUCCAGGAGGAGCCAGGGGAGAGGGAGGAGAUUUCACACAGUUGGGCUCCCUUUAUUCUGCCUUUGGAGAGGCAGGGAGUAAAUCCCAUGACAGAUCUGUUGACGGGAGUAGCUCAGGUGGGUUUGGUCAAGGUCCACUGAGUUAUGGCCAGGUGUCAGGUCCUUUCGGUGGACCUCCUUCAGCAAACCAGAGAAACCAGGAACCUGACGUGGAUCUUAAAGCAAAUGAUUCCCUGAACAAGACGGAAAGCAAACAAAAGAGACGGAGUGUCCUGGAUGAUAUCAAAGUCCCGCGCUGUUACCUCAACAAGCAGCUGGCGACCGUGCGGGUGCUGAAGGGGGACCCGGCUGAGCUGUCCUGCACCGUCAGCAGGGACAACGUGACAGGAACCUGGUUCAAGGAUGGCCUAAAGUUAACAAGCAUGGAUGGUGUCGUAUUUGAAAAGAAAGGUCUUGUCCACAAACUGAUCAUCAACAAGGUUGAAGAUAUUCAUGCUGGGAAAUACAGGUUUGAAGGUGGAGAUGUAAAAACUGAAGCUUCAAUUUUUGUUGAAGAUCCUCCCCAGGUGGACAAAGUUCUCCUCAAGAACUUGACCAGUGUCCCCACGGUGGCCAAGGCUGGGGAGGGGGUGAAGCUGCGGAUCCCAUUCGAGGGUCGGGGGCCCAUCAGGGCAGCGUGGCUGAAGGACAGGAUGGAGCUGGGCGAUGACUCCAGGAUCCGUGUGGACAAGACAGACACCUGCACCACGCUGUCCAUCUCCAGCUGCGACAGGAGGGACUGUGGGGAUUACAAAGUCAGGCUCAAGAACGACAGUGGUGUCCUGGAGAUCAACCUAAAGCUCAUGGUGAUAGACAAGCCACAGCCUCCAGCAGGACCCAUCAAAAUUGUUGAAAGCUCCGCCAACAACAUCACAAUCCAGUGGAAGCCCCCAAAGGACGACGGGGGCAAACCAGUGCAGAGGUACCUCGUGGAGAGGCAGCAGGUGGGCAGGAACGACUGGGAGGCUCUGGGAGAAACCCCCAGGAGCUGCACCAGCUUCACCACAAACAAAGUGGAGGAAGAGAUGAGCUACUACUUCAGGGUGAGGGCCGUGAAUGCCGAGGGAGUGAGCGAUGCGCUGGAGUCAGGGGAAGUGAAGGCUGCCGGUAAAGGUUCCCCUGGUGCCCCAGAUCGCCCUGAGAUCAUCAGUGCCAGCAAGGACACCAUCACCAUAUCCUGGAAAGCUCCUUGUAAAACCGGCACUUCCCAAAUUAAGGGAUACAUUGUUCAGAAACGCAAAAAGGGCACAGUGACCUGGCUGCCCGUCACCAACGCGCCUGUCAAAGACAAGAAACUGAAGGUGACAGGCCUCAAGAAGGGUGUGCAGUAUGAGUUCCGUGUGGCAGCUGUCAAUGCUGCUGGCACAGGAGAGCCCAGUGACCCCUCAGAGCCUGCCUUUGCCCGGGACCCCACCAAAUCUCCAGGCCAAGUGCAGGACCUUAAAGUGAGCAGCAGUGACAGCACCAGUGUCACCCUGACAUGGAACAAACCUGAAGUACAAGAUGGGAAUGAUGUGAAAGGCUAUGAGGUGGAGAUGAGGCCCUGUAACAGCCUCAGCUGGACCAAGUGCUUCACCCUCCCUGCCGGGAGCACCUCGUGCCGGGUGCAGGGCCUGCAGGCCAGGGAGAAGCUGUUCCUGCGCGUCAGGGCCCUCGGCGACGGCGGCCCCGGGGAGGCCACGGAGCUGGAGGCGUGUGCUGGAGCUGCUGCUGCUGCCCUGGUUCCUCCCAGGUUCCUGAUAGAUGACACAAUGAAAAGCUUCCUGCUUAUAAAAGCAGGGGAUCCCAUCCGGGUGAAGAUUCCCUUUGAGGGAUCUCCCGAGCCGGCGGUGACGUGGCUGAAGGACGGGCUGCCCCUGCCCGGCCGCGCUGCCGUGAGCACCGGGGAGGGGAGCAGCCAGCUCCUGCUGCGGGCAGCCGAGCCCGGCGACAGCGGCACCUACACUGUGGAGCUCGGGGAUGGGCUGGGCAAAAGCGAAACCUUCAGCUUCCAGGUUCAAGUCACAGAUGUCCCUCAGCCCCCUGGAGCCAUCCAGCUGGAGGAGAAUGUCCCCAACACAGUGACAGUGACCUGGGAGCCCUCAGCCUCUGAGCAGUGGGAGAAGAACCUGUACUACACUGUCCUGAAACGGGAGUCCCAGAAGGGCCUGUGGCAUGUGCUGGGGGACCUGAUCUACAACAACAAGUUCACCUUCACCAGGGUGGUCCCAGGCAGGGAUUAUUACUUCAGGGUUGUGGCAAAAAAUGACGUGGGAGCCAGUGAUCCAUCAGAGACUGUGCAGCCCUGGAGGAUCUGGAAAAAAAAGGCUGAAUUUCGAGUGAAAGCACAGAAAUACAGGGGAGUUAACCAGAACCAGCCCCCAAGGUUCCUGGUGCCGCUGAAGUGCCACGUGGUGGUGACAGGCAGCGAGUGCCACAUGAGCUGUGCUGUGGGAGGCCAUCCCCCACCAAAAGUCACUUGGUACAAGGACAGCAGAGACCUCUCCAGAGAUCCCAACUACUUCUGCACCAACGACUUCGGCGUGUGCUCGCUGGUGGUGCUGGGGGUCACCAAGCAGGACGAGGGCGAGUACAUGGUGGAAGCCAGCAAUGAAGUGGGCCGUGCCUUCAGCAAAGCCUUCCUCGCCAUCAAAGACUCCUCCCUGUAGCGUGGCCCUGCUGAGAACAUCCCUGCCUGGCUCCAAGGAUGGGAAGGUUUUGGUGAGGACUUGUCCAUAUGAAGGCUGUGCAUUUAUUGUCAGAUGUUCUUCACAGUCUGAGGGUGUUAUUUUUCAGAUCCAGUGAUUGCAUAUUGAACAGGAUGCUGCAUUGCCAUCAAUACUGGGGGGAAAAAGCUUUAAGAGCACUGUAUGGGUUUUUUUUAAUAAUCAGGCUAUCUAUGAGACCUUUAAAACGCAGCUUAGAAGCUUAAGGAACACAGAAAAUGAGAGGAAAAAUAAUUGGCCAAAUUGAAACUUUCAGUGGUGGGAGAGACCAUCCUGCCACAGCAUUCACCCACAACAAGGACCUUGCUGGACAUCAGGGAUCUCUGGUCCUUUCACAUAUGCUUUUUCAAGCCAUUGGAUUCCAUGUGAUUCUCUGCAAGUUUCCCAAAUCGGGCAAAAGCAGCUCUGCAUAUGUUCUACUACCAGUAGCUGCUAAGUAGAUUAUCUUCCCUAACCCCAAAGUUUAAAAGAUAUCUGCCUGCUCAUUUUGUCUGGGCAGGAGAUGAAAUCUCACACCAUCCUGGCAUGGGCCAGGUGAGGCUCCCAGUGCAAGUGCUCUGGUGGGAAGGACUGGCAGUCUACAAGCAGUGUGUGAGCACAGCAACUCCCCAAACCCUCAGCAUGUGCUGCACAAAGUCUGUGCCAGUCCUGCAUCACCCCCAGCAUCACCUGUGCACCCAACUGCCCCUGGCCACGGCACUGCUUUGCCUCGAGCAAAAGAGGUGGAAAAUCCAUCCUGGGUGAGCAGAAACCCGAGGGGCUCCCAGGCACCUCCUGCCAUGGCCAGGGGCUCCCAGCACCGGGCCUGGACAGCAGAAUGUUGUGGCGGCUGUGGGAGGGUCACAACCAAGGCGCCAAGGGUACUUCGUGACAGGAGAGAGCAGAGCCAACAGCGGGGCGGGAAUGUU